Messenger RNA from Fusarium sp. VM40, 816 nucleotides. The record is from the annotation of a GenBank genome assembly. Lineage: Eukaryota; Fungi; Ascomycota; Sordariomycetes; Hypocreales; Nectriaceae.
AUGCUCGCUUGCCAAAAUGCUCUCAUGGCAAGAUUUGCCGCUGGUCAGGUCUGCAAGGCUUUAGGGGUGCGGCUUGUUGCAAAUCCUCAAGUUGUCCAGUUGGCCAAAAAUGCAGGAUAUGAUAGCGUCUUCAUCGACUUGGAACAUUCAACACUAUCCCUCAACGAUGCGAGUAAUCUAUGCAUUGCAGGGCUCAACAUAGGCAUAACGCCUUUUGUCAGAGUGCCACACCAAUGCGGUAAUGGCUUCGUACAAAAGGUCCUUGACGGAGGUUCGAUGGGCAUUAUCUUUCCACAUGUAACCAGUGCAGCGGAAGCAAAGGCCGCGGUAGCUAUAUCUAAAUAUCCACCACAGGGAUGCCGAUCAAUGACAGGCCAACUACCUGUGAUAUCCCUCAAGACAUUCCCUCAACCCCAAGUGAUCAACGAGAUCAACACAUCAGCAUCGACCGUCUUUGUUAUGAUAGAAAACAAGUCUGCCGUUGAGAAGAUCGACGAAAUUGCAGCAGUCGACGGAGUCGAUGUGGUUCUGGUAGGAUCCAAUGAUCUGGCAAUUGAGCUCGGCGUCCCUGGAGAGUUUCGUAGCGAAAUCCUUCGUGGUGCUUUGACUGAAGUCAGUAAAGCCUGUAAGAAGUAUGGUAAGGUCAUGGGUCUCGCGGGCAUAUAUGAUCAGGCAGACAUCCACGACUGGGCGAUUCAUUCGUUGGGUGUGCGUUUCAUGUUAUGUCAGCAAGACUCGGGCUUGAUCGCAGGAGGUGCAGUGAAAUGUCUGGCUGCUGUGCAAGAUGUUGAGAAUGGUCCUCCCGUAAAACAUUAG